AUGUCUCCCAAACAGAGGAAGAACCCCUCCCGCGAGAAAAAGCAGACCUCCUCCACCGAGUCUUCUUUGACAUCCCCCACCAUACCUACAACAAAUUACCGUGAAAUCCACCAGACAGAGGCGGAAGCUCUGCAAUCGAUAUAUGGUGAUGACUAUGAAGAAGUCCAGCUGCGGCGAUCGGCAUGGCAGCAAACUUCCGACGUGACUUUCAAGCUCCACCUCCGAGCUUCCUCGAACCCGGAUGUUCGCCUCGUGCUACUUGUCGAGCUGCCUGCAACUUAUCCCAAAACGGUUCCGAACAUAUCACUGGAAAACCUGAACGAAUUUCGCGAUGGGGCCCGCUCCCGCAUACAGGAAAUUCUUCGCGCAAAGCCGAAGACGCUACUGGGAAGCGAGAUGAUCUAUGAGCUAGCGGUAUCUAUCCAGGAUGUUUUGGAGGAUGUUGCUCAAGCUCGGGAACAGGAUAAAGAUCUUCCCAGCCUUGAAGAAGAACGAAUGGAGCAAAAAGCCGCGGCCAUCCAGCGGGCGGAGCUUGAAAAGCAGGAAGAACUACGAAAGCAAGAAGCCGAAUAUGCGAAGGAAGAGCGCGAACUACAGGAGAUGCUCCAAGAUAAGCGACGACGCAACAAGGCCCAGUCAAGACGCAAGAGUCGAACCAGCGGGUUCGAUUUCAAUGACAUGGGUGAUCUCGUGGAGAACACCUCAGAAGUCAUGACAUUUGACCCUCCAGUUACGGUCAAUGAUACCGACGAGCAACCAUUGGUAUUCCGUGCUGUCUACGGAAAAUCUCUGCUGCAACGCAAGCCGGGCAAGACGACCUUCACCGUGAGACCUGUCGUGUCCAAAGACCGAUGUAAUGUCCCACUCCUUGUUCUCAAGGAAAUUAGUCUUAGUGAAAAGGGCUCGAAUACCUUCUCAUUUAGGGAGCAGAUGCGGACUAGCGAAGAUAAACUGGAGGGCUUGAGACGGCUUCGACAUCCCAAUUUGGUGGGAUUUGUGGGAUUCACGAUCAUUCCGCCCAAAAUCCCCGUGAAAUCCCCUGAAAACUCCGGGAAAGUUCGCGCCCUCGUGGAGUUUGCCAAUAAGGGUUCACUUUUGGAGAUGCUUGAUAUUGUGGGCACAGUUGCCGUUGAAACACUUCGAGGCUGGAUGAUUCAGCUUUUAGAGGCGUUGGAGUUUUAUCAUCGCAAUGGAUUUGUUCAUGGCAAUAUCCACAGUGGAAGAAUUAUGCUCGCUCCAACCAUGAAGACCGACGUCUGGGAUCUCGGUAUCGUGUUACUUCAAAUGGCCUUUGGAAAAGACGUCCUUCUGAGAUAUACAUCGGCCAACCAACUGAUGGUGUCCAUGGGACUCUCCCCACCACUUCAAGAUUUGCUUCGCGAAUUCUUCCGUCCAGACCCGAGAAAGCGCCCAACGGCCUUCCAACUUCAGCCUUCGGAGUUCUUCCGUGUGGAUGCGCCACUAAUCAUGCGUGAACGGUCUUCAAAUUCUGUAUCUUUGCAGAGACGCCCACGACUGGACUCUUUUGGUGCUAUUUCAGCCCUGUCUCGUUACCACCAGGACUUUGAUGAGGCUGGUCAGCUGGGUCGUGGUGGCUUCGGCCAGGUCGUGAAAGCUAGGAACAAGCUGGAUGGCCGGUUCUAUGCUGUUAAGAAGAUUUCUCAGACGUCUGCUGCGGCAUUGAAAGAUACACUAUCAGAGAUCAUGCUACUGUCACGGUUGAAUCAUCCGUAUGUCGUGCGAUACUAUACUGCCUGGCUCGAAGAGGAUUUCAAUCACAUCGAGUCAGCAGCCAUGUCUUCCACUGAGGGGGAUCCCUUUGCCAGUCAAGGCCGCCGCGGAUUCAGUACCGGCGGCCUUGACUUCAUCAGUUCCAGUGGAUAUCCGAAGAUCGAAUUUGCCGCCUCGGAUAGUGACGAUGAAAACGAGGGAACGAUAUCCAAUCGCGAUACCGGAGACAACCCCGAAGACUGGGGAACAGGCAGCGCAGAAAAUGCCGAGUACAGUCACACAAGAUCAAGCUCCUAUGGUAGAGCCGUCUUGACUACAUUGUAUAUCCAGAUGGAGUAUUGCGAAAAGCACACACUGCGAGAUUUGAUCAAGAACGGCUUGUACGAUGAUGUCGAUCGAUCCUGGCGUCUGUUCCGACAGAUUCUCGAUGGCCUGAGUCACAUCCACGGACAUGGCAUUAUUCAUCGAGACUUGAAACCAGAUAAUAUCUUCAUUGAUGUAGCCAAUAACCCUCGAAUCGGUGAUUUUGGGCUUGCCACCAGUGGGCAAUUCACAACAGCGGUACGCUCAUCCGCGGCGGCUGACUUUGAGGGAGACUUCACUCGUAGCCUUGGGACAACAUACUAUGUUGCUCCCGAGAUGAAAUCUGGUUUCUCGGGUCACUAUAAUGAGAAAGUUGAUAUGUAUUCCCUCGGUGUAAUUCUGUUCGAAAUGUGCCACCCACUACCAACAAGCAUGGAGCGCGACCAAACACUGCGGGCCAUCAGAGAGCCGAACCAUAUACUCCCGGAAACCUUCCAGCAAUCUGAAAAGGUCGUCCAAGGGCAGAUUAUUGAGUCGCUUCUUAGCCACAUCCCCAGUGAACGACCUACUGCCGCCGAACUUCUUUCCAGUGGAAGAAUCCCUCUCCAAGUUGAGGAAGAGACUUUCAGACGUGCUAUCGUGCACUUACUUUCAGAUCCAAACUCGCCAGACUACAAGAAAAUCCUGUCUGCGAUUUUCUCUCAAUCGCCGAAAAAAUUUGAGGAUCUUGCUUGGGACAUGGACUCACAUGGAGUGCCCGCAGCAAAUGAGCUGCUCAUUCAGGGUCUCGUGAGGGAGAAACUGACCUCCAUCUUCCGGAGGCACGGCGCAGUAGAGUCGACCAGACAGAUGCUGUUCCCACGAUCCCAGCACUACUCUGGCGGGGCUGUUCGUCUCUUGGACGCAUCGGGCAACCUUCUUCAGUUGCCCUUUGAUCUGACAGUCCCAAAUGCGCGUGCAAUCCCCCGCCAAGAUCCUUCUUUGGAAAAGACUUUCGCCUUUGGAACGGUUUAUAGGGAGUCUACACAUGGAAGUGAGCCUCGUACUCACCGCGAGGUGGAUUUUGACAUCGUGUCUUACAACACGCUGGAUCUAGCACUGAAGGAAGCGGAAGUGAUCAAAGUACUUGACGAGAUCAUCGAAGAAUUCCCUCCUCUUCGAUCUGCAUCAAUGUGCUUCCUGAUCAAUCAUUCUGACCUCUUGCAACUGAUCAUGGAAUUCUGUCGCAUCACACCUCCCCAGAUUCCAUUGGUGAAGGAAGUCAUUAGCAAACUGAAUGUUGGCAAAUGGACCAUGCAGAAAAUUCGAAGUGAACUUCGGUCUCCUGCUAUUGGUGUUGCUUCAACCUCUCUGGACGAUCUCGCCCGCUUUGAUUUCAGAGAUAAUCCGAAAGAGACCCAGCGAAGGUUGCAAACCAUCAUGGAAGGCACUGAGUAUGCUGAGCGGAUUUCCCCUAUAUUCGCCCGCUUGAAUGUUCUCAUGACCUAUCUGCAAUGCUUUGGUGUGAAGCGAAAGAUCUUUGUCAAUCCCUUAAGUAGUCUACACGACAAGUUUUACCGAGGCAGUGUCUUGUUCCAGUGCAUCUUUGACAGCAAGCGCCGCGAUGUCUUCGCCGCAGGUGGUCGAUAUGAUCGUUUGAUCCAAGAAUUUUCGCCCAAGGUUCUGUCCAACCGACCCCAAGCGCACGCGGUCGGAUUCAAUCUCAGCUCUGAUAGACUUGGCUCGUCUAUGAGGGAGCACCUGAACUCCAGAGCUGCACCGAAAGACACUGACACGGGCGCCGAGCUGUACUGGACAACACGCAGGUGCGAUGUCCUCGUUUCUAGCUUUGACGCAACAGUUCUCCGCACUACUGGAGUCAAGAUAAUCGAGGAUCUCUGGGCGAACGAUAUCAGCGCAGAGCUUGCCGUUGACGCCUCCUCCCUCGAAGAGCUUAUGAUCAAGUACCGCGAGCAUAACCACAACUGGAUCGUGAUCGCGAAGCAAGACAGCAAGGAGCGGGGCUAUAAAGUCCGGAAUCCCCAGCGCAGGGAGGAGUAUGAUAUUCGCAGCUCCGAACUUGUACCUUGGCUUCGAUUCGAGGUUCAGGCCCGGCUCCAUCGUGAAGGCAUGGUGGAUCUUCGGCAAUCACGCCAAUCUGUGCAACAGGAUACUCUCUUGUCUAACGAGAAGGCGAAUGAUGUUCGUAUUCUCGUGCCUCAGCACAGGAGCAAAAAGACAAACCGAAGAAACAUUGUCGAGUCAGGUACGUUUAGGCAAUCCCAUUCAUCCAUUGCAGACCUAAUAGAGAAUCUAGCUCUUCUUCGCGCGCGUGAGGUCGCCGAGAAUGCUCGCAACGGUCCCGUCGCCGCCAUUGACACCCGCGACGACGUCCUCGACUCUAUUCGCGAUACUCGCCUCUCCGAUCCCGACAGCUGGCGAACCGUCAUCCAAAACGCACCGUUAACAGAACGCAAAUACAUCAGCCAAGUAUACGAACUACUUAGCGACCUCGCCUCGGAAGCCCGCUCCAGCGAAAGCACAGAAAGCUGCACCAACGCAUUCAUCUACAACUAUCGAACCGGCUCAUGCGUGUACUACGACCUCGGUCCCGGCGACAGGUAA
Penicillium atrosanguineum is the source of this 4638-nucleotide messenger RNA. It is a transcript of the gene cpcC, whose product is annotated as putative protein kinase (Gcn2). Gene Ontology annotation, cellular component: cytosol. Bases 1 to 4638 code for a protein of 1545 amino acids. The transcript has 7 exons. Gene Ontology annotation, biological process: DNA damage checkpoint signaling; regulation of translational initiation by eIF2 alpha phosphorylation. Gene Ontology annotation, molecular function: protein binding; eukaryotic translation initiation factor 2alpha kinase activity; ATP binding. NCBI's taxonomy places the organism in Eukaryota, Fungi, Ascomycota, Eurotiomycetes, Eurotiales, Aspergillaceae. The record is from RefSeq and is a predicted model, not a curated record.